This is a messenger RNA of Pogona vitticeps (central bearded dragon), 3150 nucleotides long. Lineage: Eukaryota; Metazoa; Chordata; Lepidosauria; Squamata; Agamidae. The record is from RefSeq and is a predicted model, not a curated record.
CACCCGGCUGAUUCCUCGCCAAGAUGCCGCUGGUGAAGCGGAAUAUUGAACCUCGCCAUCUGUGUCGUGGAGCCCUCCCAGAUGGGGUGACCAGCGAGUUGGAAUGCGUGACCAACAGUACCUUAGCUGCCAUCAUUAAGCAACUGGGAAGCCUCAGCAGACAUGCUGAAGACAUUUUUGGAGAGCUGUUCAACGAGGCCAAUAGCUUCUACAUGCGGAUGAAUUCUCUCCAGGAGCGGGUGGACCUUCUGGUGAUCAAGGUCACUCAGCUGGACUCCACCGUGGAAGAAGUCUCACUGCAGGAUAUCAACAUGCGGAAAGCAUUCAAGAGCUCUACCAUCCAGAACCAGCAGGUGGUGUCUCGCAACUCGAUUCCUAACCCGGUGAUGGAGAUGUACCAGCGCUGCGAUAAACCUCCGCCACUCAACAUCCUCACGCCAUACAGAGAUGACAAGAAAGAUGGCUUGAAGUUCUACACUGACCCAUCGUACUUCUUCAAUUUGUGGAAAGAGAAGAUGUUGCAGGCGACAGAGGAUAAGAGGAAGGAGAAACGUCGACAGAAGGAACAGCGACUCAUAGAGGACUCUACCCGGGAGGUCAAAAAAGUGAGGAAAGCCCGCAACCGAAGGCUGGAGUGGAACAUGAUGGCGUAUGAUAAAGAGUUUCGGCCCGAUAACAGGUUCUCCCCAUCCCCCUAUCACAUGGCAUCAUCGGAAGGAUCCCUUUCCCCCGACAAUAGAUCCUACGCGUCCGACGCAGCCGAUCAUUCAUACCCGGCCAGCCCUAACCAUCCAGCCCAGCAAAUCUUAGCUCCAGCCUCCCACCUCUCCACAGACAACAAGGAGGUGAUCCUGGUGGCUAGCCAGGGCCAGGAGCAUGUCUACAGGCCCUCAGCGGCAGGAAGCCGGCAGAACAGUCUCAACCGGGUCCAACCUCCCCAUGUGUCGCAGCCACCUGAGAACAUGCUCAAUGGACCGAGGCCUCAGAUAGUCAAGGAUUAUGGCCCCCAGCAGGUGCCGAUGGCGGAAUACUUUGUCCCUCCUGCUCCUCCUCCUCCUCCACCCCUGGUCAUACCCUCGGCUCAGACUGCCUUCGACAGCCCCAUCUCGGCUUCUCCUGCCGCGGCGCAACACGCAGCGGUCUCCGUGGUUCAUUCUUCCUAUGCCCCCUCCCCACCGCCAGCUCCCCCUUGUCCCUACUCCGCUUCUCCCCCUCAGGCUGGUCCCAUGGGGCCUCCUGUUGCACCGCCACCCCCUCCCCCUGGCCCCACGACGGUCUCUGCCUCGCCGGCUCACUCAGCCUCCCCCCCGGCUGUGACUGUCGAGCCACGGAAGGCCCAGAUGCCCCUCAUCCCGAUGAGCGAUGCCCGGAGUGAUCUGCUGGCCGCUAUUCGCAGGGGAAUCCAGCUCCGCAAGGUUCAAGAGCAGUGGGAACAGGAAGCCAAGAAAGAGCCCGUGGGCAAUGACGUGGCCACGAUCCUGUCUCGCCGGAUCGCGGUCGAGUACAGCGAAUCUGACGACGACUCGGAACUGGACGAGAAUGAGUGGUCCGACUGAGAGUGAUUCGGAUGCCCUGCCUUGGGAUGGGGAGGGAGAGGGUUCUCCCUCCUGGGCUGGUCCUCCUGCCACCUUUCUGCAGCCAGGUGUGUCCGCGUGACUGGCCAUCCCGGCAGGUACAUUCCAGCUGUUGCCCAGCUGCUCGUGUUCAGGAGUUUCGCUUUCGUGCCAUGUUGCGUUGUUGAAAAAUUAUUUUGAGGUGGCCUCUUUAUGGGCGAGUGUGCAUUCGUGACUCUUGUCUGUGGAAAGCCUUGACGGCUGGGGAAUCAUUUCCCACUGGGGUUUUGUUGGCUCCUUCCUUCCUUUCUCUCUUUCUCUCUCUCUCUCUCUCUCUCUCUCUCUGGGUGUGAAAAAAUGUCUUUUGAAACUUUGGACAAGUUGGAAAAGCCCAACCCAACCUUGUAACAACACCCCUUUCUUGGUUUGUCAUUAUCAAAGUUGACCAGAGCUUUAUAUAGUCUCGGAGGUUACAGCUUUAGGAUGCAAUCGGAUGACGUUUGCAACAAGAUGGAGAUUUUAAGCAGAUGCACUUUCGGUACUUAAAUGUUCCAGAUAAACAGGUAGGUAGGUAGGUAGGUAGCUGGUCGGCUGGAGCAUUUUUCUUCUAUGUGGAAUAUCCCAAGGGUUUAAUGGCUUAGAAGACUACAUAACACUGGCUUGUAAGCUUUCUCGAAUGCUUACAAGAGUCUUCCUUCCCAAAACUGAUAACUUCCAGAUGGACUGCAGGUCCCAUUAAUCCCAGAGGGCCAUUCCUAUUGGGGAGGUUGGGAGGUGUAGUCCAGCCUCAACCAGAAAGGUCUGGUGCAGGGAAGGUGCAAUUAAUAUUUUAGAGCAGUGAUGGGCACAGUGCUAUGCCACUCACAUCAGUAUGUGUGUGUGUGCUGGUUCAUUUGGGGAGGGGAGGCAGCUUGCCUCUAGCAAAGGAAGGGUCGUAGAGUAUAUUGGGGGGGGGCAGGGAGAGAGAAAGCCAAAUAAAGCAGAAUUAGCCAAGGUCAAGACUGUGUCCUUCCGUCUCUGUGGACCUCUGCCCACAAACAAGGUGUGGGUAGGAUGGCCGAGGCGAUCAAGGGCUAGCCAAGGCGUCCGAGGGCUAGCAGAGUUGCACACAAGGUCAGCCAUGCUGUGCUGGAUCCAGACCACGCCCAGCAUCCACAUGUUGGAAAUGACUUAGCCACGACCCUGGCUCAGCUUCACGCUGGCAUCAGGACCGUGUCCCUGGGCUACAGGCUGCUUGAAGCGGGCUAGUACAAGCCAGCGCAUCUCCUGACCCAGGCUCUCUUCUGCACCCUUUUUGAUUCUUUCCCCAGCGGAUCAGUCCUCUGGCAGAUCACUCCGGAGGCAGCUCUCUGAGGCCCUGCGAUGGGUUCUCGGUUAGGGUAAGAGAGAUCUGCCUGAUCCCUGAUCCCUUGCUGGCGCCUUUGAGUUAGUUGCGUGACAAUGUGCAUUGCGGUUCAUGGGUGCUUACGCCAACAACACCUACAUUAAAUUCUUGAUAGGUCCAUCCCGUAAUGUGGGAUGGGGUGAUUUAUUUAUUUGAUUCUGUAUUCCCGUAUGUUGCAGUUGGGGGGGGGAAAAUGUUUUUAAGUAAUUUCAA